AUGAAGGCGCCUUUUUUUCUCUUUCUACUAUCAUUGUCGUGUUCAAUAUCGGUGGCUACAGCAGAUGAAAAGCCGUGUACAACACAUGCUUCCAAUGGGGACUACUUCGAUUUGAACCCACUCAAAGCCAGCAAGGACUACACAUUCUCCUCUCCGGGUGGGAAGGAAUUUAGGAUCAAUGUGUGCAGAUCUGUCGCGUCAGAGAUUUGGGGUCUUGACGACCCGGACGUUGGCGGGGUUGUUAGACGGGACCACGGGGAUUUCUCACUUGGAAAGACCAACACCACUUUGGACCUCUCACCCGACAAUACUGUCCGAAUAGUACUGACUUCUGGUUCGCAAUGCAAUUCCCAGAAUACAGCCAACACCGUCAUCGAAUUCAUAUGUGAUACUUCUGUUUUCGGCGCCGGAACGCCCAGACUGCUAGUGCAGUUACCUCAAGGAGAUGACGAAGCCUGUGCAUUCUUUGUGGAAUGGCGGACACAUUUUGCUUGUCCUGCCGGCGAACGCUCUGGACCAUGGGGAUUCUUCGCAUCUCUUAUUGUCAUUAUUCUCAUCUUUCUCAUGCUUUACCUUACCCUCGGAACUCUUCACAAUCGAUACGUUCUACGUCUACGUGGAUUCGACCAAAUUCCUCAGUUCAACAUUGAGUCGAUGCGGUACCAUCUCAAGGAAGGCGUAGAUUUGUUUAAAGACUGGAUGGCAGGGAUGUAUGAAGGCGGUCAAGGUGCAGGCUGGACACGGACCGGUGGAUUUGGCGGAAGAACCAACCCUGUAAGCCAUCAGAGUGGCGUGGAUGCGGGAGAUUUCGAAAGGGGAUUCGUCAGGCCGCCUCGUAACGGAACUGCAGGGAGAACUAAUCCUAUAUCGCAUCAGUCCCAAGUCCAAAAUCCACAACCCCAACCUCAACCGGAUCUGCAGCCGCAGCCGCAGCAUCCGAAGAGGAAAGAAGAAGGGACCACUGAGGAGAGGGCUCCGUUCAUGUUAGGUGACGAUGACGAUGAUGAUGAGGCGAGCAAAGCACCGCCGCUUAACAGUCCGACCCAACCACAUUCGUCUACGCAAACCGUCACUUCGACAUCAUCAUCAGAGUUGACGGUGACGUCAACUCAACCUGCCGCAGAGACCGUCAACGACGCCGCCGCUUUCAGAGGUCGAGAUUUGGGUAGUGAAGGGGUUACUCGUCUGUAA
This is a messenger RNA of Desarmillaria tabescens, 1191 nucleotides long. Its product is annotated as mannose-6-phosphate receptor binding domain-containing protein. Bases 1 to 1191 code for a protein of 396 amino acids. The transcript has 4 exons. NCBI's taxonomy places the organism in Eukaryota, Fungi, Basidiomycota, Agaricomycetes, Agaricales, Physalacriaceae. The record is from RefSeq and is a predicted model, not a curated record.